Molecule: messenger RNA, 2190 nt
Organism: Peronospora belbahrii
Lineage: Eukaryota; Oomycota; Peronosporomycetes; Peronosporales; Peronosporaceae
Source: the annotation of a GenBank genome assembly
AUGAGUCGAUUAGUUGUUACUAUUGGUCAUGUGGAAUUUACAGGUGAUAGUCAAGUCUUAUACGUUGUUAAAGUACAGCAAGAUCUUGAUCAAUGGGAAGUACGACGUACAUACUCGGAAUUUCGUAAAUUACGUGAUGAUAUCCAACGUAUUAUGAAGGAUGAACGUGUUUAUAUAGUUGAUGAUACAUUCUCUCACGAGUUUAUACGUGAACUUCAGGAUGUAACAUUUCCAGCAAAGCGGCUCUUUGGAAGCAAGAAGGAUCAUGUAGUCAAGUAUCGUGCACGAGAACUCCAUCGUUUUCUUCUCAAGCUGCUCGCACUUACCCACACGUACCGUAAAGCACAGAAAGCACGAUAUGAUCAAUCUAUACAAGCUCUACCGGUGCAACAACAGGCAGCGUAUGCAGCAUUACAGGAACGUACACAGGCUAGUAUUGCAGUGUUUUACGUCCUACGAGACUUUUUAAAGCCAAUGAAGACAGACAGUCCGUCGCAUUCGAGUGACUUGAUAGCGUCGUCUCGACGUGGUAAGAAUCAGACAGGAGUAGCUGGUGAAGCGAGUGAGGAUGUAUCGAUCAGAUUGAUUCGAGAGAGUAACAUUUUGUCCAUGAGGACUUCUAAUGCAAGCGAACGCAGGAACUUGAGUUAUAUAGAAGACGAAAAGAUGCAACAGCACAAGCAUAAAGACAAUCAGGCGGAAGAGCUACGGAAGGAACAGCAGCAGAGACACCAGACGCAGCAGAUUAUUAGGGCACUGUCAGUGGAACGCAAGAAUGAAGCAAGUAACUCUGCUAACAACAACUGCGGCUCAGUAACGUCCCAAAAUGGCCGCGGGAUUAGUAGAUACAAUUCAAAGACCUCAAAAAUAAUCGAGACUUCUUCCCAGCGUUCAGGGACACAUGCCACCUCGCUUUGUGGACAGCCUGUGCAGAAGACACACAGCAAUUCGGCCUUGCCAAAGGAGCACCGGAAAGAGCGGCAUAACUCGACGCGGGAUAGCAAUAAAGUGAUUUGGAAACAACGCUCGGCACGUGCAGGUACAUCGAUGUUGACGCACAACCCUGUCACUUCGUCUCCAGGUGACGGCUCAGAGCCGGAGAAGGAGAGCAUGAUCACGUCUUCGUCUAUGUCAUCCUUGGCGUCGUCUGCGUCUGCAGACGAAGUAAAGCUUGUGGAUUUGUCCUCAUUGAUGCAGUACAAAACGAAAAAAAGCUCAAAAAGAGGCAGUCUAUCCAGCGACAAGACGCAUUCAUUUCAAAAAUCUUGGAGCACGGAAAAGAGUACGACGUCACGCAGUAGAGAAGACAAACGUUCUUUGCGCACAAAGAGAAAAGCAAAGUCAGCGAAGAAUAUUCCGAUGAGUGACUCGGAACGGAUGUCCCGUGUCAGCUCGGCUGUGAAUGCUCAGACCUCAAUUAAUGCACAGCGGGAACUAGAGAAAUAUCUGUCCGAGUACAGUGCCAUUAUGAUAUUGCGUUACGUAAAUCGGUUUAUCAACAAAGCUGUGAUGAGAGGGCCAGGUUGCUAUCACGUAAAUGCGCAGCAGCAAUUAGUGAUUGAUUGCAAGCGAUUCCUUGAAGAGCUGGAAUUAACGUUUACAGACUUGCCAAAAAACUUUGGUGAACUGUUUCACAUCGGUGCACCUGGUGACCAAGAUGAGUGGGGCUUGCCUCCGGCGCUUAACAAGUAUGUGCAGUUGAAGUGGGAAUCGUUUCAGGCAAUGAGUAGUAACAAUAUCAGCCACAAUAAUGGCCACAGCAGUAUUAGUGAUUUUACAUCUGACUCGAAUGACUCGGACACGGAUUACGAUUACGAGGAGGUCAGUGGUGGUGGCUAUAUGACGGCAAAGCAUACGUUCUCGAAUGGUGAAGAGUCGAUGCUGCAGGAGAUGAUUGCCAAUGGCACGGCAGGACGUGAGCAAAUGCUUCGGUUACGACGACAGGUGAACGAGCAGGGCUGGAAUUGGCGCGAAAAUCCAGGAUCUCGAUCUCAACGUCUGAUCGAAGAGGCAUCAUCAUCUGACACGGAUCGAGAAGAAAGUAUAGCGCAACAGCGAGAAAAGCGCAGCGUGAAACGACGUGACUCAAAGAGGAGCGUGCCCUGUGACGUGGAGAGAUACCAGCAAGAGCAGAAUGCACGACGAAAAGACCGCCUCAGUCGAGUGCAGAGUAUUGGCGGUUUUGUAUAA